UUAACGCAGAUUUAGCAGCUUGUAAAGUCCCUAGCGUCCCUAGUUGUAGGCAAAGUGUCAAGUGUCAGCCUUCGGCCGCACUUGCAGUACUUGCACUGGGGAGCAGCAUCCGGGGUGCAAAUCGCAGAUAUUUUUGCGUGCGUGUGUUGCGAAUUGUUGUGGCGCUUAAUGUGACGCGCGGUCGUGUUUGUCCGCGCGGCGCGUACGCAUGUGGCUGCUGUGUGGACUUGAUUUGCGACGACAGACACCACAUAGGCGCACCGCAAGCAGCGAGUGACUCCCGUGACUCGUCGUAUUUAUCGCUUUCGAUCGCAUUCUACAUGCAUAAUACGCGCCUGAUGGGAUGCGCGGGUGCGAAAAACGUUGAGAACGCGUUGAUAUCGGCGAGCAAGUAGUAUCUGUGCAUCGCGACGCGAAGGUGAGUUUCGCUUUGCGCGUGUGUGGCUGUGCAAAUAAUGGCCGACCAGAUGAUGACAGAAGCACGGCGGAAGGAAAUGUGAGAAUGUCGCAAACGAGUGCGAUGAAUGCAACCGUCGGGAUUUGAUUGCCGCGAUAUCGUUUCGCCCGUCGUUGUAUCGCACACCAGGGUGCCGCAACCAUGACAAAGACGUUCGAAUCCGGCGCGCAUUCGGAAUCCGCCUCUCUGCCGCCGCCAGCACCGAAUUCAAUCGAAGCACCUGCAGCUGCCAGCAGCAAGCCGCAGCCGCCGCUGCGCAGCAAAGCCGUCUACAAUGCGGUGUGCACCACGUCGACGUCCACGUCCGGCUCCGCUGUGCUCAUGUCCACAGCCGAGAACCACUUGAAUUCGACGAUGAACCGCAUCAGUUUGGCGGAGGAGGACUCGGUUACCAAUCUGGACGAGCUGGAACUGCGCGCACUGCUCGACGAAGCCAUUACCUACAAGACGCCCAAGGACAGGGAAGGCAAGAGCAAGUUAUUUAAUACGCUGCUGAUUGACGCCGAGGAUGAUUUGAGAAAGGAGCACGCUCACAACGCAUCGGGGCCGGCGCGACACUUUAGCAGCACAGCGAAGAAGCGCCAUCGGCAACGCAGGCAGCCGUCGUCGGUGUCGGAGAAUUUGACACACGGCGGCAGCCUGAACGACCUCGCCAAGCAGGAGCUCUACGAGUACGAGUCGGCGAAGGCGCAGCGUCCGAAAACGGUGAGCACGAGGCAGCGCGAAGGCGGCUCGCUGCCGUGCAACGUCAACGCCGGCGCGCCCCACGUCGACAAGGCUUACUUUAUGGAGGAGCGCGCACGCCAGCAGGAGCAGCGUAGUCUGCGCACCACCGCCGGCGAUAUGCACUCGGCGCUUGGCAUUGACUAUCCGUCAGUGGAACCAGCAUCAACUUUCAUCAGUCAAGCAUCGAUUCCGAUUACAGCGAAUAAAGUCGAUGAUAACAUCUCGUUUUCGCAGUUUGGAUCCUAUCCGGCUACCAGUAUUGGCACGCAGAGCAUUGCUACGCACAAUGCGGAUGGCACGUUGCGUACCUCGGCGUUGACUGCACGUGCAGGCCGAACGGCGCACUAUGGCUCCUUUAAUAGUAAGAAAGUUGACGAGAAUGAUAAUGUUUCACAAAGCAUCCCGCUUGGCGGAUCGCUCGGUGCAGAUGCAGGUGGUAUUGCUUCUUCGGCAGCUUCCAAACGCAAGAACAAACAGAAGAAAUCCCUCGAGAAUGUUAUCACGGCCAAAGAUAUCAAGGGACAUCGCUCGGAUAUUAUCGAGAAUAUCGAUAAGUUGGUGAGUUACAUUGAGGGCACCGAGGACAAGGCGAAGAAGAAGCUGCACAAGCAGCAUUCACAUACGCUCGCCAAUGAGGAUAAGAAUAAGAAGCGGACGCGUAAGAAGUCCGCCACAAUGCUGCACAAGUCCAACAGUAUGGAGGAGAUGUCCAUUACGAAGCUGGAGGACUUUUCUUGUCGUUUCGAGGCGUUGGACGUCAAGGAGAAGGCACCGCUGCGGCCAACCAAGUCGAACGCUGAUCGUUCAUCGAGGCUUGGCAAAGGCUGGGUGGUGAGUUCCGAGCAGCUGCAGAUGCCCGUGAAUAACACAUCCGCGGAGAACGUGGAGAUUGCUGAUUUCAUCUACGUUACCAAAAAGAAAAAGAGCAAGAAGCGGCGGAAUUCGCUUGGGAGUCGAGGUAAUCCGCCGCAGUCGGUGUCCGAGACGCGUCCGGCUGAGUUUCACAGCUUGCGCGUGUCUUCUCCGCGGCGAAAAAGCGGAGCCAGCAGCGCGCCACAUAGCGAAAAGUCUGCGGAUUCAUCUGAUAAUGAAUCGGUGCAUUCGUUGCCACUGGACGGCGAGAAUAAGGCGCAUCAGAUUUCGUAUGCGGAUAUAGCGAAGAGUUCCGAGCGUCCGAAGUGGAAUCGUCUGCCUUCCGAGCGUCGGAAAAACGACAAACCACCGCUGGCCGAGGAGAAACCAGUGGCGGAAAUACCGCAGCCUCAAGUCGCUCCCGUUGCCCCUGCCGUCGUUCAAAUCCUACCACCUAUCGCCGCCACAAUUGCACCGCCGCCGACCACACUUACCAAUUCAAAUGUUGCGCCCGACUGCAUUAAAGAUGCUGCGGUCGCCAAGUGUUUGCCAAAGGAGAAAGAGAAGGAAACUGAUACGGACUUGAGCUCGCUGCAGAACUGGCCCGAGAUACGGAACAAUAAGGUCAACCAAGCCAAAACAAACCUGAAUUCACACGAUACGACCAACUCGCAUACCAUGACUGCUGCGGACGCCGCUGUGGUGCUGCCAGUGCAACCGGCGGUGCAGGACUGGCCGAGUAUUAUUAGCAACGGCGCCAAGCCGACACCCAAACAGCAUGUUGACAAUAAGCCGAAGAAGGCAAAGACUAGCACCGCUCCGCAACCGCAAGUGAUGCACGCGAAUGUGAACGAGCAUCUUCAGCAGGUACUGCAGGUGCAGGUGUCACCAUCCUACGAGAGCGGCGUUUAUGUAUAUAGGCAGAAUCACGACGAGGACGACCGCGGCGAGGUGAUGAGCAAUCCACAGCAGGUGAUACAGCAAGUGUCGGAACAAUCACAGCAGCAUUUGUACCAAAUGCCGCCGAAUAUCCACGACGUGCAGACCAUUGAAGAGAUGCAGAUUCGGUCGCUGCAAGCGGCGCAAAUGUCGCCGGCGCUCGUCGUGGACGAGGAGAUUGAAGCGGCGUAUGUGCCCAAUGCUACCGCCAGUGGCCCGGAGAAGUAUCGACCAGCGGUGGUUAUCCUGAGCAGUGGUGGUGAUCGCCAUGCCACUUCGGAUAUCACCUUUGGGUUUGGCAUCAACGAACAAUUGCUGAGCGGUGAUGUUUGUGCGGAUUUUGUCAGCCGCUUCCUGCAGCCGGAUGUGCAAACAACGCAUGUUGAUCAGUUGGUUAACUAUGUUGCUUCGGAAUGGGAAGAUAUUCUGAUGCAGACACACACUGGCAAAGUCAAAUACUACACCGAUGAGCUAUCCUAAUCGGCGACGUGACCGCGACGCCUCACGCAGGCAGGCCACACUCUUAACUCUACGCGGAGGGGAGCGGAAGUCGAGCAGAGUCUUGUCCUUGAAGAUGGCAACACAGACUAGUCAGUUACCUACUAAUACAGAAACGAUUUAAUCGCGAGGAUUUUAACAACACGCGCGCAACACUCCUCUUAACAUUAACUAAGAUGAUAAUUGUAAUUAAUGUGUAAAAUUAUUUAAACAAUACGAACUAAAACGAAGUGUUUGGAACGUGCAGGUGUGCUGGUAGCGGAUAAGAUAUGUGUUUAUAAAAAUUAAUACAGACGGACAGAGGGAGGGAAGGAAGGACGCAGAGGGUGGUGAAAAUUGUAGAAAUGUACAUUGUAAAAUGAGACGUUUUUUACCGCAGCCGUAGCAUUCAUUACGUUGUAAUAAGGGCAAGUGGAAAAGGUCUCAUUACUUCGACGGUGUCGAAGCAGUUGAAUGAAAAUGUUGGUUCCUUUUUAAAUUCAAGUUGGAAGUACGCAGAAUGCCAAAUUAUUUAUUUCGAAUUGCGUAUUCGAUUGAGUUGCGUUAGUUUCUUCACUUUCUUUUACUAUUUUAUAAUAAUCCGUUCUCAGUUUGUUUCUUCAGUUUGAUUCGGUUUGUGCGCGCGUGGACGCCUCCGGCAUUGGCUUGCGCCGCGUUUGUUUUUAUUUUGUAUUAAUGAUAUGUUUAUGAUUGUUAUUUAUAUUAAGGGCCAAUGUCUCACCAUUGCCAAACUGAUAGCAAUACUCGAGGUGUCCCGCCUACGAUUUUGACUCGCUGCAAAUGAAUAUUUGUUAUUUAUUGAUAGCACUUAUGUUACACGAUACAAAAUGUUAAUUACUAUCGAGACACGCGGCGCCCGGCUCGCGGGGAGGAAGAAUGCGCAACAUGCGAGAGAUUGGAAUUUAUGUGUUUGUAAACAAGCGAUGCAUACAUAAAAAUUGUUAUUGUAA
Molecule: messenger RNA, 4422 nt
Organism: Dalotia coriaria
Lineage: Eukaryota; Metazoa; Arthropoda; Insecta; Coleoptera; Staphylinidae
Exons: 4
Coding region: 599-3454 (951 amino acids)
Source: RefSeq, a predicted model, not a curated record